AAGUGUCUUCCAAAAUCUCAUUCAACAAACAAUCAAGGGUUUGUAUCGCGAUCUGCAGAGAAGAAGAAGAAAAAGAAGAAGAAGAAGAAGAAAGAAGCGGAGAAUGUUAGGAACUAACGUGAAGGCAGAAAUAACUUCUCUAAUGGAUAAGCGGAGUGCGUUAGAAUCUGAAAUGAAUUCCAUCAUCGCUCGUCUCUCUCAACCCGGCGCCCCUGGCCUUUCCGGCAAUCUUGUUGAUUCUGAGGGUUUUCCUCGUUCCGAUAUUGACGUUCCGCUUGUUCGAGCAGAACGACGUCGCCUUGCAGAGCUGCGUAAUGACUACACGGACAUAACUGACAAGAUUAAUCAAAAUAUACAAAUUUUGCAUUCAGCAAGACUUGCAGGAAAUAAUAGAUCACCUCCCUUAAAAAAUUCAGGCAAUGAUGAUGGCUCCGACAUACAGACCUCAUCAACUGUUGCAUCAACACCAUCCCAAAAUGUCCUUUUGAGUCUUUCCCCCAACUCAAUGGAUGUGGAUGUGAUGGUUAGUAGAACCUUUGCAGUGGUUGACGAGAUAACAGAUGCAUCACCAGCGGUAGAGGAUGGUUUACAACUUGGAGAUCAAAUUUUGAAAUUUGGCAAUGUCGAGGCUGGUGAUAAUUUGCACGAGAGACUGGCUUCUGAGGCCCAGUCAAGCAUGGGUCAAACAGUACCUGUUGUUAUUAUGAGGCAAGGCACAGUGAUCAACUUACCUGUCACACCUAGAACUUGGCAAGGCAGAGGUUUACUCGGAUGUCAUUUUCGGAUCUUGUAGAUGCUGUGAUUUGUCCAUUUCGUAAUGUUGGGGAUAAUUUGUUUCUUCUGUGGAAUUUCUCGUGCGAAGGUCUUUACCUUUUGUAACUUGUCUCUUCGUACGACUCUGUUUGAUUAUGAUAGAUAGAUAUAUCAGAUAAUAGCAGCUGACCUUUGAUUAUGGUAUGGUCAAUUAACUCAAUUAUGUGCUAUAUAGCCUACUUAGUUUCUAGUGACUGUCUGUGUCAAAAAAAGAAAAAGUUUCUUGUGACUAAUUUUUUUUUUUUUUUUUUGUUGAAGCAAUGUGACUGUCUUCUUUAGGGUUAUCUUUUGUUGGAAGAAAGUAAAAGGAAUGUGAAAGGAGAAGGGGAUAAAUUUAUUUCAAACUUAAGUUAUUUGAUUUCA
This is a messenger RNA of Trifolium pratense (red clover), 1176 nucleotides long. RefSeq names its product 26S proteasome non-ATPase regulatory subunit 9. Gene Ontology annotation, cellular component: cytoplasm; nucleus. Lineage: Eukaryota; Viridiplantae; Streptophyta; Magnoliopsida; Fabales; Fabaceae. The transcript has 5 exons. Gene Ontology annotation, molecular function: protein binding. Bases 104 to 793 code for a protein of 229 amino acids. Gene Ontology annotation, biological process: proteasome regulatory particle assembly. The record is from RefSeq and is a predicted model, not a curated record.